AUGAAUUUCUACCAGAUUUCUCAAUCGUUUGGGAAGAUUUGUUUUCUUGCUGUUGUUCUCAGCUUGUACUUUUUUACUCAGUCUCACGCUGAAGUACUCUCGCGUUCCUUUGGGUUUUCAAAAUCCCUUGGAUCCAACAUUGCUCUUAAAAACCAUCUACUUCGGAGUCUAAAACGAGUUAGAUCACCUGCAAGAUGCUUGGCCAACUGCCUCCGCGAACCGCAAUGUGUUGCCGUGAAUUACAAGGAUCUAUCGGGUAUAUGCGAGCUGAUUGAUGGUACGAAGACCGAGUACCCCGGAGAUUUAAAGGAGGAGUCUGGAUGGAUGUACUACGAGGCGGAGACCAAGACAAAGACAGCUCCUGUUCUCACGGCAACCGAAGCGUCAACAACUAGAACUCAGACACAGAAGACACUGCCCUCAACUACUGCUAAUCCAAGACCCAAGGAUUGCUGGGACCAUUUCCAGAAUGGGCAAAGAUCAAGCGGUAUCUACACCAUCUAUGUUGAAGGCAAGUCGGCGGGACUUGAUGUAUACUGCCAAAUGGACAGUCCAACCGCUGGUGGUGGAUGGACGAUGCUUCAGAACCGAGAUAGCGGCAACGUUAGGUUUUAUCGUGACUGGACCGAGUACAAAACUGGAUUUGGGAAUCUGUACAGGGAGUUUUGGUUGGGAUUGGAGAAUAUUCAUCUUUUGACGACCCAAGAUGAAUAUCAGCUUCGAGUUUGGCUCUCGAUGGAUUCUUACUGGACAUACGCUAUGUACGAUAGUUUUCAUGUAUCUGACGAGAAUGACAAUUACACCUUGACGAUUGGUACAUUUACCGGUUCCACAAAAGCAGGUGACUCGAUGAUAAGAGAGCACAAUGGAAUGCCAUGGUCAACGUAUGACAAUGACAACGACAAUGCCGAGGGCAACUGCGCAGAGAUCUACCAUGGAGCUUGGUGGUACAACGAUUGCCAAACCUCCAACUUAAACGGGCCCUAUCGGACGAACGGAUACCUGGGUAGUGAUGAAAAAGGGAUAACUUGGGAAACUCUUCCGAAACCCAAGGAUUGCUGGGACCAUUUCCAGAAUGGGAAAAGAUCAAACGGUAUCUACACCAUCUAUGUCAAAGGCAAGACGGUGGGAGUUGACGUGUACUGCCAAAUGGACAGUGACGUCGCCGGUGGCGGAUGGACGAGAAUCCAGCGCCGUGAAAGCGGCAACGUUGAGUUUUAUCGUAACUGGACCGAGUACAAAACUGGAUUUGGGAAUCUGAGGAGAGAGUUUUGGCUUGGAUUGGAGAAUAUUCAUCUUUUGACGACCCAAGAUGACUAUCAGCUUCGAGUUUGGCUCUCGAUGGAUUAUUAUGACUGGACAUAUGCUGUGUACGAUAGUUUUCAUGUAUCUGACGAGAAUGGCAAUUAUACCUUGGCGAUUGGUACAUUUACCGGUGGAGCAGAAACAGGUGACUCGAUGAUAGAGCACAAUGGAAUGCCAUGGUCAACAUAUGACAAUGACAACGACAAUGCCGAGGGCAACUGUGCAGAGAUCUACCAUGGAGCUUGGUGGUACAACGAUUGCCAAACCUCCAACUUAAACGGGCCCUAUCGGAGUUACAGAAACCUGGGUAGCAAUGAAAAAGGAGUUACUUGGGAAAGUUGGGCUGGAAAUGAUAAGUCAUUGGAAGAAAUGGACAUGAAAAUAAAACCAUUGAGUGCCGGUAACUAA
Messenger RNA from Asterias rubens (European starfish), 1713 nucleotides. RefSeq lists its product as uncharacterized. The record is from RefSeq and is a predicted model, not a curated record. The transcript is spliced from 10 exons. Lineage: Eukaryota; Metazoa; Echinodermata; Asteroidea; Forcipulatida; Asteriidae. Bases 1 to 1713 code for a protein of 570 amino acids.